AUGGACCCCCAUCCCAUCCCAUUCGCACACACCAGAACGGCCUCUGCAACCUUCCCCUUGACCCACAAACCUCCCACCCCCCGACCCAAUGACGUCUCCAGUCCGUUUGCAGACAGCGACCGAGCCAUCCCUCGCCAUGUCCAGCACAAAUACACCACCUCCUUAGGAGGAGCAGCAGCAGCAGGAGGAGGAGCAGGAUCAAAAUCAACAUCAGGAAUACGAGUACAACAACGACCAACUCUACAAGAACCCUCCUUCACCUCCAUCUCCACCCCCAACCACGGAUCCUCCGAACCACGCCACCGACACCCACGCACCUUCGACCCAUUCGGCCUCGGCCACAGUCUCAGUCACAAUCAUAACCACAACCACAGCCACAGCUACAGUCUCGACGGCUCCAGCUCCAAAUCAACCUCCCAUAAACACAAACACACCAAAUCGCGCGAACUAAGACUCCCACGCCCAAUGAGCCAUCUCGCUUCCUCAGCUAGUGCGCGCGGCUUACUACCCACCUGGUCCGGGAAGGAUAAGGACCCCGGCCCACGCGAUGCAGAUGAUGGGUUACUCCGACCGAUAACGCGGGAGACGACGGCGUCGACGACACGGUCUCGCUGGGACUCGGAUUCAACGAGGGGGACUGGUCGGAGGGGAAGUUUGCUUGAUGUUCCUGAGCAGCAUGAGCGGUUGGGACCGAUUAGACGACAGGAGAUUCAGUCUAUGGAGGAUUUGGAGAGGGUUAAGAGGAGGAGGAAACAGGGUGAAGGAUAUCUCCGAUCAGCCCUGACCUCCACCGGAACACAAGCCACAGACGCGACAAGAAGAUUAGAUUACACAUACUACAAUCUCCUCGAGCGAGUAACAGCGUUAAAUUCAACAAUCGCCUCCUUUCAAGAUCUCUCCGAAUCAGCGGCUACAUUCCUGAACGAGUUCGACCGCGAAACAAGCACCCUGGAUACGGAAAUCCGCAAACAAAUCAUCGACUUAAAGGGGUUUACCCCUCAAAGCGACAAAUCCAAGAGCCUAGAAUCCCGCAUGAAAUCCGGUCGUGAGAAAGUCGAGCAACUGGGUACUCGUCUUCAAGCUGUCAAGUCUGAGAUUGACCGUUGGGAACGACGGGAAUUGGAUUGGCAGGAGCGGAUUAGUCGACGACUUAGAAUCUUUUGGGCUGUUGUUGGUAGUGCGGUGAUGGUUUUGGUUUUGGGGGUUGUUUUGCAGAAUUGGCCUGGGAUUGAGCGGAAUCUCCCCGUCGAUUCGCCGAAUUUGGAUUUAGAUCUAGACAUGGGCCCGGCAUUGGCGUCGGCGUCGGAUCCGAUCUCAAACCAAUCUCUCCCACUCCCCGUGUCGGGUACAACACCUCAAUCUGUGGUUGAGUCCAUCCUCCAUGACCAUGGGGUUCAGGUCGAGACUAGUUCGGCGUGGUAUCCAGCCAGCCUUGCGGAUCGUCGGGAGAGUCUUCAGGCGAGGGCUACGGAUGGGGGCGGUGGAGGUGGAGGCUCGAGUGAAAGCUCGAGUUCACGGGCAGUGAAGGCGAAAGCUACGGAUGCGGAAUAUGAUCCUUUGCGGGUUCUUGAUGAGUUGUAA
Penicillium waksmanii is the source of this 1581-nucleotide messenger RNA. RefSeq lists its product as uncharacterized. Bases 1 to 1581 code for a protein of 526 amino acids. The transcript is spliced from 2 exons. NCBI's taxonomy places the organism in Eukaryota, Fungi, Ascomycota, Eurotiomycetes, Eurotiales, Aspergillaceae. The record is from RefSeq and is a predicted model, not a curated record.